Molecule: messenger RNA, 759 nt
Organism: Folsomia candida
Lineage: Eukaryota; Metazoa; Arthropoda; Collembola; Entomobryomorpha; Isotomidae
Exons: 5
Coding region: 53-592 (179 amino acids)
Molecular function (GO): odorant binding
Source: RefSeq, a predicted model, not a curated record
UAUAUAAUUUUCGUAAAUCUUCGAGUAAUUAAUUCAAUAACUUUGCAUAAUAAUGGCAGGUUUCGCAACUGUCAGACUUUUAUUUUUCGCAUACAUUUUUGGCAUAAUUUUGUUGUUCCGAGCACAAGUUGAGAACGCUCCACUAAACGAUGAAAGUAAACCACCAUGCGUCUACGUAGCGAAUAUGGAGUCCGCAUUAAAGAAAGCGUUUGCCAAUUGCAAAAAUGAACUGCAUUUGACAGACGUUCCUGACUUGCAUGCACCGAUGGAUAUCUUGGACGAGUAUUAUAAAAAUAUGGUUAAAAAUGGAUUCGAUGAUAAGUGUUUCAGUAAGUGUUUAAUGGAGAAGUUAAACAUGUUGACUCUGGAUGGCAAAACAGACUUAAAAGCUGUAGAAAAACUCUACCAAGGAGGCAACUUAACGGACGCAAUUAGAAAAGACUUGGUGAAGGAAUGGGACAUUUGCAACAUGAAAAUUGAAAAAGAUUUUCCGGGUGGAGGCGACGAAUCAAAAAUUUGUCGCAAAGUAGCAGCAAUUGAUAACUGUUUGUUCAGCAAAUCGCAAGAACUAAACCUUCCCUGUCCGUUGUAAAAGGUAUAUGCACAUAUGUAUGUAUAUACUGAAUUUGAAAUAAUAUGGACCACACGGAAAUGGAAGUUAAAAAUAGUAACAGUUUAUUAUGUAAUACUAUGUUAAUGACUAUUCAAUGUAUAAAAGCCUAUAAACAAUUAAAACGAUUGUUGACGGGAAAAAGAUAG